Molecule: messenger RNA, 771 nt
Organism: Hyalella azteca
Lineage: Eukaryota; Metazoa; Arthropoda; Malacostraca; Amphipoda; Hyalellidae
Product: glycine-rich cell wall structural protein 1-like
Exons: 3
Coding region: 1-771 (256 amino acids)
Source: RefSeq, a predicted model, not a curated record
AUGUCGUGGGAGGCUGUCGGCAUGUCGUGGGAGGCUUUCGGCAUGUCGUGGGAGGCUAUCGGCAUGUGGAAGGCUAUCGGCAUGUCGUGGGAGGCUAUCGGCAUGUCGUGGGAGGCUGUCGGCAUGUCGUGGGAGGCUAUAGGCAUGUCGUGGGAGGCUAUAGGCAUGUCGUGGGAGGCUAUAGGCAUGUCGUGGGAGGCUAUAGACGGUGGGUUGGACGCCGGUGGGUUGGACGGCGGUGGGUUGGACGGCGGUGGGUUGGACGUCUGUGGGUUGGACGCCGGUGGGUUGGACGUCGGUGGGUCGGACGUCGGUGGGUUGGACAUCGGAGGGUUGGACGUCGGUGGGUUGGACAUCGGAGGGUUGGACGUCGGUGGGUUGGACAUCGGAGGGUUGGACGUCGUUGGGUUGGACGUCGGAGGGUUGGACGUCGGUCGUAAGGUCUACGGAGGUCGUAAGGUCCACGGAGGUCGUAAGGUCCACGGAGGUCGUAAGGUCCGCGGAGGUCGUGAGGUCCACGGAGGUCGUAAGGUCCGUGGAGGUCGUAAGGUCCACGGAGGUCGUGAGGUCCGCGGAGGUCGUAAGGUCCGUGGAGGUCGUAAGGUCCGCGGAGGUCGUGAGGUCCGCGGAGGUCGUAAGGUCCACGGAGGUCGUAAGGUCCGCGGAGGUCGUAAGGCCGACGGAGGUCGUAAGGUCCGCGGAGGUCGCAAAGUCCACGGAGGGCGUAAGGUCCGUGGAGGUCGUAUGGUCCACGGAGGUCGUACGUUCUGA